GUGCGAUGUGUCGGCUCUGUUGUAUUUUGCAUCGCAUUCCAUGUUUCGCGAUAUUGUAAAUCGCAUAUUACGAAACGUACGUGCCGUGACGAUAAAAGAUUUCACACCGGGGUGAUUUAUUCGCUGACAAAUUGAUUCGAACCUGUGCGAGACAUUGGACAGGAGAAAACGAGGAAAAUAGUGAAACUUCGCGCAGUACGCGUGUGAGCGGCUAGAGGGCAACACGAAUCGAUUACCACUUUGCUAAUGGCUUAUUUCACUUAACACGCCUUUCCGAGGCGAUCAGGUUUCGCUGCUACUGGUUGUGUGGCAAGUAGGUUUCCAACGUUCAAAGAGGUCGACAGGGAAGAAUGAAGCUCCAAGGCCCGUACUGGUGAAGAGAGAUCGGUUUGCAUGCCAAUUCGCGAUCCGCUGUCCGCGUCAACUCGUAGACUGUCACCAGAAGCUAUUGGUCCUCCAAUAUCCUGGAGGCCAGUGGUGUCAGUGACACCAGAGAAUAAUACGAGCUGCUAGUGUAAAGAAGCGUAGUAGAGUUGGCUUAGGCCAACGUCGGUGGACGAAGCAAAAUGGCAACAAUAGAUGGCCGACCGGCCCAAUAUGGUAUCACUCUCAAGCAACUUCGUGAGCUUAUGGAGCUCCGAGGACGUGAAGGUGUCAAUAAAAUCAAUAGCUAUGGUGGUGUGCAGGAGAUUUGUAAAAAAUUAUAUACUUCACCCAGUGAAGGUCUCAGUGGAUCAGCGGCAGAUAUCCAACACAGACGUGACACAUUUGGUUCGAAUUCAAUACCACCAAAACCACCAAAAACUUUUCUACAGUUAGUGUGGGAAGCUUUGCAAGAUGUGACGUUAAUCAUCUUGGAAGUAGCAGCUUUGGUUUCGUUAGGUCUUAGUUUUUAUCAUCCUGCAGAUGAAGAGGAAAAUUCAGCAAUGGAAGAUGAUGAAGCAAAAUAUGGUUGGAUUGAAGGACUUGCUAUAUUAAUUUCUGUGAUUGUGGUGGUAUUAGUAACAGCUUUCAAUGAUUAUUCUAAGGAAAGACAAUUUAGGGGCCUCCAAAGUCGGAUAGAAGGGGAACAUAAAUUCUCGGUCAUUCGGCAAGGGGAAGUCAAACAGAUCUCUGUGUCCGACAUAGUCGUUGGUGAUAUAUGUCAGAUAAAGUAUGGAGACCUGCUGCCAGCAGAUGGUGUUCUUAUACAAAGCAACGAUCUCAAAGUGGAUGAAUCCAGUUUAACUGGAGAGUCGGACCAUGUUAAAAAGGGGGAAUCAUUUGAUCCUAUGGUACUCUCAGGUACACACGUGAUGGAGGGUUCUGGAAAAAUGUUAGUAACUGCAGUAGGUGUUAACUCACAGGCUGGUAUUAUCUUUACUUUGUUGGGUGCUGCCGUUGAUCACCAAGAACAAGAAAUUAAGAAGAUGAAGAAGGAGGCUAAGAAGCAGCGGAAGAAGAAGUCAUUAACAGGAGAUGAAGCUGCAGAAAUAACCGGAAACAGCCAUGUAAGUGGAGGAGGGGGCAAACACGAGGGCGGGGAGAACCACCAGCCAGCCAGCCAAGGGGGUGGAGGUGAAGGAAAGAAGGAGAAAAGUGUUCUCCAAGCCAAGCUAACUAAACUCGCCAUACAAAUCGGUUACGCCGGCUCGACCAUAGCAGUGCUUACCGUUGUCAUUCUAGUCAUUCAGUUCUGCGUAAAAACGUUUGUCAUAGAUGGGAAAACUUGGAAAAAUAAAUUUGCUGGUGAUCUAGUACGACAUUUGAUCAUUGGUGUAACGGUACUUGUAGUCGCCGUUCCCGAAGGUCUUCCUCUAGCUGUCACCUUGUCUCUCGCUUAUUCCGUUAAGAAAAUGAUGAAAGACAACAACUUGGUACGUCACUUGGACGCUUGCGAAACGAUGGGCAACGCUACUGCAAUUUGUUCGGACAAGACUGGUACCCUGACAACCAAUCGGAUGACCGUCGUUAAUUCGUACAUAUGCGAGAAGAUGAGCAAGACGAUUCCAAAGUUCUCGGACAUACCGAGCCACAUUGGAAACUAUAUAAUACAAGCUGUCUCUAUUAAUUCGGCGUACACAUCCAGAAUAAUGCCCUCGCAAGACCCUACAGAGUUGCCGCUUCAAGUCGGCAAUAAAACCGAAUGUGCCUUACUUGGAUUCGUAGUAGCCCUGGGCAUGAACUAUCAGACGAUACGAGACGAUCAACCUGAGGAAACCUUCACGCGGGUGUACACGUUCAAUAGCGUUAGGAAGAGCAUGUCUACCGUCGUUCCGAGGAAAGGUGGUGGAUAUAGGCUUUUCACCAAGGGCGCUUCCGAGAUCAUCAUGAAGAAAUGUGCCUUUAUAUAUGGUCGCGAUGGUCAUUUGGAGAAAUUUACCAAAGAGAUGCAAGACCGUCUGGUAAAGAACGUAAUCGAACCAAUGGCGUGCGACGGGCUUCGUACCAUCUCCGUUGCUUAUCGCGACUUCGUUCCUGGCAAGGCAGAGAUCAAUCAAGUUCACAUCGACAACGAUCCGAAUUGGGACGACGAGGAGAAUGUGGUGAACAACCUGACGUGUCUUUGCAUUGUCGGUAUCGAGGAUCCGGUUCGUCCCGAGGUGCCAGACGCGAUCAGGAAGUGUCAGAAAGCGGGCAUAACCGUGCGAAUGGUGACGGGAGACAAUAUUAAUACCGCACGAUCGAUCGCUCUGAAAUGCGGGAUCUUUAAGCCGAACGAGGACUUCCUUAUACUCGAGGGCAAAGAGUUCAACAAGAGGAUCAGGGACAGCAACGGCGAGGUGCAGCAACACCUUUUGGACAAAGUGUGGCCGAAAUUGAGAGUACUGGCCAGAUCGUCGCCCACGGAUAAGUACACGCUCGUGAAAGGCAUAAUAGACAGUAAAUCGAGCGUGAGCCGCGAGGUCGUCGCUGUAACCGGCGACGGAACGAACGACGGUCCUGCUCUGAAGAAGGCGGAUGUCGGUUUCGCCAUGGGUAUCGCCGGUACCGAUGUCGCCAAAGAAGCUUCCGAUAUCAUUUUAACGGACGAUAAUUUCUCCUCGAUCGUGAAAGCAGUUAUGUGGGGUAGAAACGUCUACGAUAGUAUAGCGAAGUUCUUGCAGUUUCAGCUGACUGUCAAUGUCGUCGCUGUUAUAGUUGCUUUUAUCGGAGCAUGUGCAGUGCAAGAUUCUCCCCUUAAAGCGGUGCAGAUGUUGUGGGUGAACCUAAUCAUGGACACAUUAGCGUCUCUCGCUUUGGCCACCGAAUUGCCUACGCCUGAUCUUCUUCUUCGCAGACCGUAUGGUCGCACGAAACCACUCAUCUCCAGGACAAUGAUGAAGAACAUCCUUGGUCAAGCAGUCUAUCAGUUGACCGUUAUUUUUAUGCUUCUUUUCGUUGGUGAUAAGAUGCUCGACAUCGAAACAGGCCGAGGGGCAGCACAAACUGGCGGCGGUCCAACGCAGCACUUCACCGUCAUCUUCAACACGUUCGUCAUGAUGACUCUUUUCAACGAAUUUAACGCCAGGAAAAUCCACGGUCAGCGUAAUGUCUUCCAAGGAAUAUUCACCAACCCCAUCUUUUAUUCUAUCUGGAUCGGCACGUGUCUAUCGCAGGUAGUUAUCAUACAAUACGGUAAAAUGGCGUUCAGCACGAAAGCUCUCACUUUAGAACAAUGGAUGUGGUGCCUGUUCUUCGGAGUCGGCACUCUAUUGUGGGGCCAAGUAGUUACGACUAUUCCUACGCGCAAGAUUCCUAAAAUCCUUUCAUGGGGCCGCGGCCAGCCGGAUGAUAUCGGUGCGAUCAAUCUCGGAGAUGAGAAAUUCGACCCCGACUCGGAUAAAAAGCCGCGCAAAGGACAAAUUCUAUGGCUCCGUGGUCUAACACGACUACAGACACAGCUUCGAGUAAUCAGAGCGUUCAAGUCGACUCUGGAAGAUUUGGAGGAGCGUCGCUCUGUCCAUAGUUUACACAGCUUACACAGUAUGCGCAGCUCACGCAGCCACACCGGGCCCCGACCACUAUCUGACUUCACAUACAUUGACGAAGACCCGACAAACACCACGCUGAACGCCGGCAGGUUGCCGUACAAGGCCGCCGACCAGAGUCUGGACCAUACGGGAGCCAGGAUGAUGCAGUCGGUGAACAGCUCGACGUCGCCGCUGUUGCUCAGCGUCGGAGGACCGGGCAACGCAUACAACCAUCAUAAUACCAUUAACAACACCACCAAUGACAAUAGAUCCUCGUCCAGUAGCGCCCUAAACCAGGCCACCUUGAGCCCCAACCAUACGCAAAUGCAGAGUAGCAACAGCAGAGACAACACCAUCGGAAACUCCCCGCUUCUCAGCUCCAAUAAUCUGGCCAUCCCGGAAUUGACGAAGCUCGUGCAUGAGACCAGCAUUUAAGGCAGCUUUGCGUGUCGCCACUGUACACCCCCCGACCUACCCCCUUUCUCGUUACUAACCUCCCCAAACUCCUGCGUCUAUCUUUUUCGAACCGCUUUUCGUUUUCUUUUUUAGUUUACUCCUUUGUUGAGCGGCUCGGGAACUCUCUCGAGCGACGAUGAACUUACUGUAUUCGUAGACGGUCUCUGUCUCGUCUCUCUUUGCCUUGCCACCCUAGGCAAGACGUCGUAUUGUUCUCGUCUCUUUUUAAACGCGACUUAUCGAUAGUCCUUCGAAUGAUACUCAGCCAGCGUUCGCGAGCUUUUAGCAAACGCGUCUCUUUAUUAUCUCACGUAUCUUGGGGACGGAUAGUUGAUCGGUCGUACGAGGCCCGUCGGGGUCCACCGACCUUGUCCCACGCCGAGGCCUCUGGACGGUGGUCGCCCCGUUCCGUUUUUUGUACGAGGAAAGGAAACUUUCACAAGCGCCACCGGCGUUUUUUUACUUCUUACACUUUUAAGGCGAUUGUUCGCUCGGCGUCGCGAGGGUUUACACAGUGUACGAGCCCCUUGUUUUAUAAUGCUAUCAACUCUGUCCACGUUGGACGCUGUACAGUAUUUUUCUUUCCCUCUCAGACGGAAGUCCCGGGGGACGUUCGUGUACCAGCCUUUAUCGAGAGGCCGUUUCUUACUCUUCGAACUCUCUUCUUUUCGCGUCGAAACUUGUCGAGAGUAUUUAAAAAUGGAUAAAAAAAAAAAAAGAAAACACGAACUCGUAGACGACGCGUUGGAUGUAUCCGUAUCUAAGUUUCACGGCCGUGGAAGUCGCGCGAUUUUUAAGGCGAUCCGAUACACCCCGAGUGGUCGACCAAAGUUAUUAAACUUCUCAAGUUGUGUACAGUGUUUUGCCGUUCCCUCGAAAUGGAAAAUGGACGAAACCCUCUCGCUUUCUCGUCCUUGUUCUCCCGCCCCGACGUGACUUCAGACUUUCAGAGAAUGCGAUAUUCGAGGUGUCUUCUAUCCGAUUAGUGGGAGAAAGAGAGAGAGCUACUAGUACUUAAACGCUUGUUCGGAAGAUAGAGACCUGUUCAGUCCAUCCGUCCGUUUCACGCGGGCUUCUUCGCGGGGCGGAAACGCUUACGAAUGACGCGUUUGCGCACCAAGUGGCCCCACCCCCCCAACCCCCCCCUUGAUUAUAUUGCUUCUGCGCCAAGGAACCGAGCACAGAAGCUAGCGUGGAUCUUGACUAACCCGAUACGAUGAAUUUUCGAGACAGCCAAGCGAAGAGCAUAUCGUUUCUAUCAGACCUUCGAUGAUCGGAAAAAGGCUUUGGUACUUCUAGGCUAUUCAGGAUUCCUCCAUCCUGUCGUUUGGAUCCUGGUAUCCGAAGAAAAAGGACACGGUUUAAGGAAGGACGCUUCGCGGCGAGUAGGCUGGGAAUUUUGCUGAACAGGUGAAUUAUUCAGAUAUUUAAAGAGUACUUGAUGGUUUAAUAAAGAAUUAUUCGAUCCAUAGGUUCCAUCCGUUUCUUCGUUGAAAGAUUUUCCACGCAGAAACGAGAACGCGAAUUCCGGUAGAAAAUUUAGCAAUCGUUGGUGGUCUUGUCCAGACCCGAGUUUAACGAAGUAGAAGCGGACAGUUUGUUCCAAAGACAAGAUCUGACGUCAAACGGAUGGAGGAACCCUGGAGGCUGCCUUCGUGUCUCGGUAACUUCUUCUCUGCCAACCCAGAGUCUUCGUUCUUUGAUCGCCUCGUUCCAUUUGUACGUCAUACUUUCCUACCUAAUACCCCGAAGUACGUUUUACUUAAGACAUUUUAUAUUCCCGACGCGUGAAUAAGAAAAGGCCUGAUACAGUUUAGCGACACUGUCGUCAGGUAAACGUCGCCUUCGGUUCUUCAGCUUGUCCGUUGCGUCUGCUUCGACGUCCUUUGAGAAAAUUAUCCGAUGAAUCGAGAAUAGUGAGUUUAUGACGUACAUUGGCCGUUCUUAGAAUCUUGAAACAGCUCUUGUCUCAAUAGAGAAUGUACUUACUUUCGUUUCCUUGCUCGAAGGCCUCCGUUCGUCUUCGGAAACGAGCCUUCUCGAACCGAGGAGACCCCAGACGAGGUAUUCAGGGGCCAGCGAAAAAGCAUCGGAGAUUACUGUGACUUAACGCUUCUUGUAUGUAACUGUCAUCCGAAUGUUUGUUGGUCGAGCGUACGCUCGAAAAUAUUGUACAGGGUGUUUGUACAGUCCCGCGUUUCCUUGGGCCACUUGUUGCAGUUUUGUAUGCGUGAUCGAUCAUCGUGGUACCUUCUGUUGUGUUUCGUUAUUGUAGCUAAUGUUUAUGUGCGAAAAUUUCGUUCGGGAGCGUCGAAGUCGCGUACGAUGGAAACUCGAAGCGUGGCUCCAUCGUGUUCAGCUCGAAUACUAAUAUCGAAAUACGAGAUACAGACUAACGGAUUGUUGAUCGCUAUAUUGACUUUGUAUUAUAUGAAUUUACCUGAAUCUGAAUGGAUUAUUUAACAAUUUGUAAGUGUAUUAAACUGAAUUUGUGAGCACACCCGACGUGUACUUUAGUGUAAAUCGUGUAAAGAUUUGAACUUUCAGUUUGCAUGGAAUUUUACGUAAUUAUUAUUCGUCGACCCGAAUAGAUCGAGACUUUAUAAGCACCCUGUACCAUCUUCGAUUCCUUUCAUAUCCGUGUUCGAGAGACAUUUUUUCUUCUGUUGCUCGGUAUCCAGACAAUCGCGAAAUCGGUUGUAGCAAUUGCGAGAUCGACGAUUUCUCAUGCCGUUGGAAAGAAGGGCCUCGCGAGAAGCACAAGUGAACGGCGAUGGCAAAGGACGUACUUAAUCGUGAGAUCAGAUCUCGUCGCUGUCCUCUUCUCCCCCUUAGUAGUUUUUUAUUCUUCGGAGGGGCAAUGAAAUCUUGAUCCAAAGUUUCUUUUCGCGAGAAAAAAUCGACUUACCGCGCGAGGAACUAAGUGACAAAUAGAAAAAUGUUCUUUCUUUUAUAAGGGAUCACUCUUCGUUCGCUUGUACAUAUAAUUCAUGCAGUUUGAGAAAACAGAAGAUCAUAUAUAAAUGUUAUUCGAAUGUCGAUACGUGGCUUUACAACAGUUUCGUAAUAAAAAUAAGACGUACGCGAUUGUUGAAAAAAUACAUACUUCUAAAGACCUUGUGUCCUCUGAGUACACCUUUUCUGGGUCUACAGUUUGCAGGACUUUUAAGUUAGCGAAAUGUUAGAAGAGAGAAGCAUAUUACCGAGAAGAGUCUUAAAGAAAACUAAACGGAAAAAGCAGGUAGCCUAGAUAAAAGGAACCGUAAUGUAUCCGAAAGAGAGUGAUCAAGAUUUCAUCUUUUCAUUAUUUCACAACGACGCGUGUCAUCAUUUUGGCCCUCUUUGCUACCCCACGACGUAUGGUGAACGAGAAACGCGGCACGUACGCUACUCUUUAACACGUUAAACGCCGAGCCAAGUUGAUAUUUCCGUUUACGUCAAACAUGGCGACGCGAUGAGCACUCACCGUGGAGCAACAGUACAUUUAUACCGAGUUAGCUCGAUUCGAUAAUAUAUUUUGUUGCUCGCAAAAAUAAAAGAACGUCAUUAGAAGACGAUUCUUCGAGUCGAAUGUAUUUUCAAUUUACUUAAAAAUGCUGUUAAGUUCUAUAAUUUUCAUUAUCAGAGAAUGAUAAGUUCGAUUGAUCAGUCAUUGUUACGCUAUGUAAGGAAACAGCUUGAUAUCAGACUUAUUAAUAUUCAGACAUUAUAGUAUUUCAUCCAUCAUUGCACUGCACUUCUGUAUCCUCGUUUAAACCAUGUGACUUUCUUCUAUGAUUUUUAGAACACAUAUUUAUUACUGUUUUAUGUAUAGACAUUUUUUUUCAACUGAAAAUAUUAAGAAUUACUUAUACUAUGCGUAGCUAAAUAUGGGUAUACAGGGUGUUCGGCCAACCUUGGGAAAAAUUUAAUGGGAGAUUCUUGAGGACUAAAUAAGACGAAAAUCAAGAAUACUAGUUUGUUGAUGGAGGCUUCGUUAAAA
Molecule: messenger RNA, 8370 nt
Organism: Colletes gigas
Lineage: Eukaryota; Metazoa; Arthropoda; Insecta; Hymenoptera; Colletidae
Gene: PMCA
Product: plasma membrane calcium-transporting ATPase 3
Exons: 15
Coding region: 567-4367 (1266 amino acids)
Biological process (GO): calcium ion transmembrane transport; regulation of cytosolic calcium ion concentration
Cellular component (GO): membrane; intracellular membrane-bounded organelle
Molecular function (GO): P-type calcium transporter activity; ATP hydrolysis activity; ATP binding
Source: RefSeq, a predicted model, not a curated record